AUACGCAUGAUUAAAAAAACCCUGACCCUUUAAGAAGAAGUGAAACAUACUGGCUGAGAUCAUGUUAACAUAUCUCUACUGUUCAUCCCAUGCUGCUGCGCUGUCAGUCCCCCAGUUGCCCACACUGAAUUACUGAGCAUUUCCUCAUUUGCAGUAAGUUUAGUGUCACAGGUCUGUACAGUAGCAUCAGGCUGGAUACUGAAUCACUGCUGGACAUGAAGCACUUUAUCCAUCAAUAAACCAUUACUAAAGGCAAACAUGGGGGAGACUGUCGACGUCAAGGCUCUGAGGGCCCGGUUCAACAACAACGCCAGCACCUCAGACACCAGCAGCCGAGACAGUGGCUCCCCAAAAUCUCCACGACCUGGAUUUGGAAAACUGAUCCUGCCACUGACUGAUUACGAUCUGGCGCACCACAGACUGUCUCCUACGGUUCCCCCUCCUCCGAUGGCCAACCCAGGCCUGGUGAGGUUUCCAAGGACGGAACCGAUGGCAGCCCCCAUCCCCUCCAGACCUUCCUUCCCUCGACCACCUCCCAAUCCAGGAGUCAGAGCAUCGACCCAGCCUGGAGACCCCGGAAAGGUCAAGCAAAAGGGGGAGAUGCUACAGAACAUGAUGCUGAGGCACCAGAGGCCUCCAGCCCCCAAUUUCACCCCGGGUCCAGCGGCCUCUGCACCAGCUCCCACCUCCACCCCUCUACCACUCCGACAGCAGCCUCGACAGAGAAGCGCAGGGGACGUGACCCCACUGAGGAGGCCUCUACCUCCUGAAGGACCCCAACCUUUGAAACCAAAACGGCCUCCCAACGUCAACCUGGAGCCUUUUCUGAGGUCCAACCGAGGACCUGCCCUCCCUGGUCCGAGAAAGAAUGACAGAGGUUCCCCGGGCUCAGCAGGCAGAAAGAUGCCUUUACCUGCAGUCGUCAGUCCUCCAAAGCCGCCACAACGAUUCACCAAACCCAGCAGGCUGCCGCACCAAAUUGCCUCCAUGGACAUUGAGGAUAAUGAGGACUUCUAUGAUGACAUUGAUAGGAACGAGUCCUGUAGCGACAAUGGUUCACACUGUAUGGACGGGGAAGAUGAUGAAGUGUAUGAGUUUAUUGACGAGGACCAGGUGGAGCAAAAUCAAUUACAUGCUGGGAAGCAAAACAAAAAAGAUGCAAAGAGGCAGCGGGAGCAGGAGAAGAAAGAGCAGAUGGAGCGUCAGAAAAAAGAAAAUGAGUUGAGGAAGAAAUUUCAGUUGCAAGGGGAGGUGGAGGUUAUUCAUACAGCCAAAGUCCGGCAUGACUGGUAUGGAGGAGGAAAACUGGACCUCAGCGUACGACAAGGAGAGAGCGUGGAAAUCCUCAGAGUGAAGAAUAACCCCGGAGGCAAAUGGUUGGCUCGCUCUCUGAACGGAAACUAUGGAUACAUCAGUAACACAUGUGUGGAUGUUGACUAUGAAGCAGUGAAGCGCAAAGUGCUCCAGUCCAGAAAAAUAGACACAUCAACAUUGCCUCCACCACCUCCAGACCCCCCAAUGAUGUUGAAUAUGGAGUUGAAUAGUAGCAACAGCAUGCUUCAAGAUGAUGAUGACUAUGAUGACGUUCAACCAAUGACGGAGGAUUUCCCCCCACCACCGCUUGAAAUCAGCAUUGAUCCCAAACUGGAGAAGGAGCUGAAAAAAAAAUUUAAGUAUGACGGACCUCUCAGGGUGCUGCACACCAUGAUGGUGGAUCCUAAUAGUGCUAUAAAGAAGCCAGGAGGGAAAGAUCUGCCUGUGGUUCAAGGAGAAGUCGUGGACAUCAUCCAGCUCACCAGUAGCAAGAAAGCUCUGUGUCGCAACCAGUUUGGUAAAUAUGGUUAUGUGUCCAGGUCUCUUCUUCUUCCAAUGGAAGGAGACAUUUACGACGACGUUGACUAUGCAGGCGACGUCUACGACAACGACUCUACACACUGAUUAUUAAAACAUGUCAAACUAAACACACACUCACACAGAAGAAUAUAGACAGACUAAAUGAACAAACUAUAUAACACCAUUAUUAACAAACUAUAUAAAAGUUACAAACUAAAACUUAGGCUACAUCCACACUAUAACCUUUUCAUUUUAAAACACACAACUAUUUCUACGUUCAUGCCUAGUGUCCACACUGCUCCAGCAUUUUGGAACUGCUAAAACGGAGACCUUUGAAAACGCUGCUGACCCCACUUUAGUUUGAAAACUCCAGGGAUGGGUUUUAGUCUAGGUGGACAGAAAAGGAUACCUUUGACAAAUGAUAAGGACGCAGAUAUCAACAUUUGUUUCCUGGUUGGCUCUUAGUCACAACAAGCCAGAAAAAUUAUAGCAAGAUCUACAUACCUUAUGUGAUUUCAACUUUCUUGUGUGGGUUCCCCUUUUCCAUCAUCAUGGCUUCCAAGUAAAGAAAUCCCAGGUCUUACUUUUCUCCAUCUCCGCAGUGUUUUGCGGAACUAACUACUCCUUCCUGUUUACCCCUGCACUUACAGUACAUGCCUAGUGUACGUGAAUGUUCAUGUGAUAUGCGGGAUUAUUUCUGGAACAGUGCUAAAACGUUUGUGUGUACAGAGACCGUUUUCAUUUUUUCAUGCUGUUCUAAAAUUUAAAUGUAUUAGUGUGGAUGUGGCCUCAAACUAUGUGACAGAGGAUUCAAACACAGCCUGAGCUCUCGGGGUCACAAACACACAAACUAUGUAACUAUCUAACUAUAAAAACUAUAUAAAACUAGAACUGUGUACUAUAUAACUAAAACUAUACAAAACUAUAUAAAACUGAGGGACAAAAACAGAUAAUAGAGUGAACACACACACACACACACACACUGUGCUGAGAAUAACAAACUUAUCAUCAUUGCAUUGUUUGUCAGACUGCUUGUAUAGAAAGUGAAUACACUAUUACUGUAGCUUUGUGUAUUGCUUCAUGUCUGGGAUAAUUUAAAAUAAAUGAUUUUUUUUUUUACUGGUA
Messenger RNA from Epinephelus lanceolatus (giant grouper), 2958 nucleotides. Its product is annotated as FYN-binding protein 1. Gene Ontology annotation, cellular component: plasma membrane. NCBI's taxonomy places the organism in Eukaryota, Metazoa, Chordata, Actinopteri, Perciformes, Serranidae. Gene Ontology annotation, biological process: T cell receptor signaling pathway; integrin-mediated signaling pathway; protein localization to plasma membrane. The record is from RefSeq and is a predicted model, not a curated record. Gene Ontology annotation, molecular function: protein binding.